AUGGCGGGCCCUGAUAUUGCCCGCGUGGAGGCUUCGCAGUGGACCCUUGUGGCUCUCUCCGGCCUUGUGCUCUUGUUUCGAUUUUUCCUCCGCGCCACGAGGACCAAGAAGACGCUCUCAGAUGACUACGUUUUAGCAGUUGCUUGGGUCGGUAAACUCAAUGCCAUCGCCGGCAACUUGGCCAUCGCCGGCUCCAUGCUCAGUAAAACCUCGUUUGCCCUAACGCUGCUGCGCGUCGUCAUGGGGCGCAUCCGCUAUCUUCUCUGGGCCAUCAUCGUCUCCAUGAACCUCGCCCUGUUCAUGUCCAUCCUGUUCCUCUUGGUCGCGUGCAAGCCCAUCGAAAAGAGCUGGAACGCGGCUCUUCCGGGAACUUGCUGGCCCCAGUACGUCCAGAUACGAGCAGGGCUAUUCUCCUCUGCCUACUGCGCAGCCAUGGAUUUCGUCCUCGCAGGGCUUGCUUGGUGGAUUAUCUGGGGCGUACAGAUGAAGACGCGGGAAAAGAUCGGUGUAGCCUUGGGCAUGAGUAUGGGAGUAUUUGCCGGGAUUACUGCCGCUAUCAAGUGCGUGUACCUCGCAAAGCUCGACUUCUUGAAUCUAUACAUCUGGGAAGCGGCGGAGACAUCCGUCACCAUCAUGGCCGCCUCUGUCCCGAUGCUGCGCGUCUUCGUGGUCGACAAGGCGCGCAAGUACAGCGCCGGGCGCUCAGGCCAAAUCAGCCUCAACGGCCCCAACAACAGCGCCCAGUCGAGACACCGAAAAUUCGGGCGCCUCGAUGCGGAAAGGGGAGGCAGCGGCGGCGGGAUGGGCGUGUACAGCGGUGCGACGUACGAUCCGAGCAGCAAGGACGAAUACCGGGGUAAGGGUGUCGGGGUCUACACGACGGUAACCUACGAGACCUCGGCAAAGCAUCCGGAUGGUCAUGGUAGGAACAGUCGGUCCAACUCUGACGAAGCGAUUCUGCAUAUCGAAAUGGAUAGCGUGAAGAGACCCUAA
Messenger RNA from Parascedosporium putredinis, 993 nucleotides. The record is from the annotation of a GenBank genome assembly. Lineage: Eukaryota; Fungi; Ascomycota; Sordariomycetes; Microascales; Microascaceae.